GUUUAUCUUACAGCUAGUUGAAAUUGAUGAAGCACUAAUAAUUGUUAAUAUUAAAAUUUAUUGCAACAUUUUUGAAAAUAAAACAAUUUUUAACAUUCAGUUAUUAAUAAUUACGCCUUAUAAUUAAAAUAAAAAAUUUAAUUGAUAACAUUAAAAAGUUAUGUUUUAAGGAACAGUUAUCCUCAUAGUUUUUCAAUGCCAGGAAAUGAUAAUAUGAUACCUAUUCCAAAUAAUACUGAUGUUGUUUGUUAUUAUGUAACUAAACAUUCUUGGAGGGGCAAGUACAAACGUAUUUUUGGUAUUGGUACUCAUGGAAUUACGACAUAUAACCCAAAUAGCCUAGAAAUAACUAACCGUUAUGCUUAUAACCAAAUUAUUUCAAUACAAGUUGAUUCACAGAAUACAGGAGGUUUCCUAUUGUCUGUUAAGGACAAAAAUAAAGUUGAUAAAUUCAAAUUUUCCUCUGAUGUACGGUCAAAUUUAUUAACUGAUGCUCUCAAAUUUAGGUAUCAGUUUGCUGAGCGUAGUCAAGAUGAUACAUUUAGGUAUGAAGCUUCUAAGCAUCAUUGGUCAGAUACUCGUUUGCCAGUUACUAUAAAUGUCACUCCUAUAUCAAUUGAUCAAUUGGAUACUGCUACUGCUCAAAUUCUUGCUAGUUAUUUUUACAAAGAUAUAGAAGCCAUUCAAAAUGUUGAAGAUAUACCAGGAGGUUUUGUUAUCAUAUCACGUCCAUAUGGAAGAAUGCAUUUAUUUAUAAGUUCAUCUAAAGAAGAUAUACUUCAAAAAGUUAAAGAAAAAGCUAUAAUUUAUUUACAAAUAUCCAUUGAGUUUUUCCGGCAUAAUAUUAAUCAAGAUGAGUUCUUAGCGAAACGUUUAGGCCGAUAUAGUUCAGAUGAACAUGUAACAUCAGUAUGUGAGUUCCAAGUAAAAAAAAUAGGUGUACCUAGACAUCAAGAAUCACCACAACGGAGAUUACUUUGUCUGAGUGAAGUAUGUCUUUUGGAAAGAGAUCCUCAAACAUAUACUGUUGUUACUUUGAGACCUUUAUCAUCAGUAUUUGCACUUAUUCGUGAUCCAAUUGAUGCUCAACAAUUCUGUGUUGAAUACUCAGAUUCUUCUUGUCGUUCUUAUGCUACUACUAAUAGGGAUUCACUUUUAGCUACUUUGUUGGAUAGUGUACGAUCUUCUGGUAAUCAUCAUGUACAUGUAAAAAUAUCUCCAACUCCUCGAGAUAAAAGACUUAUACCUUUUAAUAUAACGCCAGAUCAAGAAAUUGAGUCUAAUCAUUUAAAAUGUAUUAAAGAGCCUCCAGUAAAAAAAACUUUCUCUGAUGUCUUAGAUAGAUUCAAUGCAAAUGUUGAAUACAGUGGCUUAAUACAUUCUGUAUCAGAAGAUAAAUUGUUUACUGAAAAUAAAGAAAAACUCAUUGUUAUGGCUCUUACAUCAAUUAUUGCACAUCAAGGUGACCAAAAUGAGAUUUCAGUUCAUGAAUUAGAAGCACAAUUCCAUGCACUUAGAAGAUUAUUUGCUACCAAAGCAGGGUUCUCUACUUUCAUUAUGUUACCCGAACUUAAAGACAAACUUGGUCGAAAAGUAACUCGGGCAUUAAAGCGAGAUAAUGAAGCCAUCACUCAUGCUGCUCUUGAUAUGAUUUGCACACUUAUGCAACCUAUGCAUCGAGACAGUGAUAUUAGGCAAGAACAACUAAAUAAAUCUUCUCUUUUAGCUACCCCAAGUUUUUUAGAAUCAUUACUUGACAUGUGGAUUGAACAUAUAAAACGAGGUACUGGAGCAUUAGUAGUUUCAGCUAUGUUGGAUGUCCUUACAUUUGCUCUAUGUGUUCCUUACAGCGAAACAACUGAUGGGACACAUUUUGAUACAUUAUUAGCAUUAGUUGCUAAGCGUGGACGUUACUUAUUUCAACUUUUUCAGCAUCCUUCAUUAACUGUGGUAAAAGGAGCUGGAUUAGUAAUGAGAGCAAUUAUUGAAGAAGGUGAUUCGGAAAUUUCAUCUCGUAUGCAAGAGUUAGCAUUAGCUGAAGCAGCAUUACCUAAUCAUUUGUUAACUGCAUUAUUUACACGUGAUGAUAAUAGGCGAAUGUUAGUUCAUAGACAAUUGUCUAGACAUUUAGUUGGUCUUUGGGUUACUAAUAACUCUAUUGCUAUGGAUUUACUUUCUCGGAUAAUGCCAAAAGGUCUUAUAGGAUUUUUAGAAUCAAAAGAAACCGUAGAUUAUGUUGAAAAUGAAGAUCCUCUAAUUACCCGAGAUAAUCUUAAACUAGCUCAAGAUCAUGCAGCAAAAAAUCAGCGGAAUCCACAUUUAGUAGCUUUAGAAAGAAAGUUUCGCACAUUCGAAAAAGAAGUUGAAAUAGCAUUGGGUCAUUGGGGUGCUUCAUUAGGCUUAGAAAAAAAAGAAGAUAAAUUACAAGCUAGACCAAUUGUUUUAAGAAAACGUAGGGAAAGAAUAAAAAGUAUUGCUAAUUGGAAGUUAUUCUAUUUUAAGUUCAAUCAAAACCAUUCUUCGCCAAGUUUGUUGUGGAAUCAUCAGACUCGUGAAGAACUUCAUGACACUUUAAAAAAAGAAAUUCAAAUGUUUAAUUGUGACAGACAAUUAACUACUAAUAGUUUAAUUGCUUGGAAUCAUGAUGAAUUUGAAGUAACUUAUCCAAGUUUACAAGAUGAAGUUUGUAUUGAUGGAUAUUAUUUAAGAUUACUUUUAGAUGAUAAUGCAGAGUUUGCUAUAAAAAAUCCAUUUCGAUUUUUUUAUGAUUUAUAUCACCGAUUUUUAUUAGCUUUAAAAAUAGAAAUGAAGUGCCUAUGUUUGCAUGCAAUGACGGUAAUUUAUGGUCAGUAUUAUAAAGAAAUUGGAACUUUUACUGACACAAAAUAUAUUCUAGUAAAAUUAGAAAAGACUGUCGAGAAAUUUGAAAGAGAUCGGUUACUUCUAUUUUUGAGUAAACUUAUAUUAAAUAAACAAAAUGUUAAAAAUAUCAUAGAAUGUAAAGGUGUACCAGUUCUUGUUGACUUAUUAACACUAGCUCAUUUACAUACAACUAGAGCAGUAGUUCCUACUCAAACUAAUGUUAUAGAAGCUGGACAUAAUAUGUUACAAGAUAAUGAAAAACAAUGGUAUUACAGUGUUGGUGGAAAUAGUGACAAAACAAAUGGGCCUUUAACAUUUAAAGAGAUGCAAGAUUUAUACAAAAAUGGUGUUAUUAAGCCUAUUACAAAAUGCUGGACCCAAGGUUUAGAAGGUUGGAAACCUCUACAUAAAUUGUGUCAAUUUAAGUGGACUUUAAUAGCUAAAGAUCAAGGUUAUAUGAAUGAAAGUGAUUUGGCAUCUUUAAUUUUAUCAAUGUUGAUAAAAAUGUGCCAAUAUUAUCCAAGCAGGGAUAAUGAUGGUGCAAUCAUAUGGCCAAUAGCACGUAUUAGAAGAGUAUUAGCUGAUCAAAUUAAUCUACCACAUAUAGUUCAAUUGUUAUUAACAUUUGAUCCUAUUCUUGUUGAAAAAGUUGCAGCAUUACUUUGUGAAAUAGCAUCUGACAACCCUAAUGCUGCGAAAUUAUAUAUGACUGGUGUAUUUUUUUUCUUACUUAUGUAUACAGGAUCCAAUAUACUACCAAUUGCACGAUUUUUCCGUCUUACUCAUACAUGUCAAGCUUUUCGAAGUGAAGAAAUACAAAUUGGAGAAUUAAUGCAAAGAAGUGUUCUUGGACCAUUAUUACCAGAAGCUAUGGUAUAUUAUUUAGAAAACCAUGGCCCUGAAAAAUUUGCUCAAAUUUUUCUAGGAGAAUUUGAUACUCCUGAAGCAAUAUGGAAUGCUGAAAUGAGACGAUUGUUAAUUGAAAAGAUUGCUGGUCAUAUUGCUGAUUUUACACCUAAACUUAGAGGAAAUAACAGAGCAAUCUAUCAGUAUUGUGCUAUACCAGCUGUGCGGUAUCCUCAAUUACAAUCUGAAUUAUUUUGUAAUAUUUUUUAUUUACGACAUUUGUGUGAUGUACAAAGAUUUCCUAAUUGGCCAAUUAAUGAUCCUAUAGCUCUAUUAAAAGAUGUGCUUGAAGCAUGGAAAAAUGAAGUUGAGAAAAAACCUCCCAUAAUGACUGUAGAUGACGCUUUUGAAUCUUUAGGAUUAGAGCGAGGAUGUCAGUAUGAUGAAACAACUACUAGAAAAGCAUAUUAUAGAAUAGCGCAAGUGAAUCAUCCUGAUAAAAAUCCUAAAGGACGAGAAAUAUUUGUAGCUGCCAACAGAGCAUAUGAUUUUCUUUGUAGUAGAAGCUCAUGGGGGCACAAUGGACCUAAUCCUAAUAAUAUUCUUUUGAUACUUCAAACUCAAAGUAUUUUAUUUGAUCGUUAUUCAAAACAACUUGAAAGCUAUAAAUAUGCUGGAUACAAACAAUUAGUUAAAACCAUUAGAUUAGAAGCUAGUGAUGAGCAAUUAUUUUCCAAAGGUAAUAUGUUAUUAGCAGCUGCUAGUGAGUUAACAUACCAUACAGUAAAAUGCUCUGCAUUAAAUGCGGAAGAACUUAAUCGAGAGCAUGGAUUUGUUGAUUUAUUAGGAGCAUAUUCUAGAUGUGUUUCAGUUCUUAAUAAGUCAUCAAGGCAAACAGAAAUGUCAGUAGCUGUUUGUAUUAAUUGCACUCGAUGUUUCAAAGUAGCCUCUCAAUUUGCCAUGUGUCGUGAUACAUUUUCUCAAAUGGAAAUACUUGUUAAUGAUAUUACUAGAAUAUUAUUUUUUAAGAAUUUAUCAAAGUUAUGUUGUGAUGCUGUGGAGUGUAUUUAUGCUAUGGCCUCAAAUUCUAUUCUUCAGAGUAGCUUUUUAGAAAAAGGGGCUGUGUGGUAUUUACUAUCUUAUAUGUUUUUAUAUGAUUAUACAUUAGAAGAAUGUGGUGUUGAGCGUUCAGAAGAAGCAAACAAUCAGGAAGUACUAAAUAGUUUAGCCAAAUUGUCAGUUCAAGCUUGUGCUAGACUAGGUGGUUAUUACAAUGGUGAUUUAGCUACUCCAGAAAAUACCAUUGCUAAGUCUAUAUUUGAAAAGCUUCUUACGCCAUAUAUUGCUGAACAACUUUCUGAUGAAAAUCCUCAUGAGCUUUUAAAAACACUUGGUAGCAAUUGUGAGACACCAUAUCUGGUCUGGGAUAAUAGUACAAGAGCAGAACUUAAUGAUUUUUUAGAUACAAUGUGUAAUAAUAAAGAAAUAAUUAAUUUAGAAAAAGUUGGUUUAACAUUUUCUAGUCAUCAAAAUGAAUUAAUUGUUGGAAAUAUAUUUAUCAGAGUCUUUAAUGAACAACCUCAUUUUAAUAUUAAGAAUUCAAAAAAAUUUUUAACUGAUCUCUUAGUAUACAUCAAAGCAAAUAAUCCUUUAAACAACAUCUUAGCUGAAAAUAAAAUGAUUCAUUUUAAAAUGGUGUUAAUUGCCUUAAAUAAUUUAGUUCUUAAUAAUCCAAAUUUAGAAGUGAACUGUAUCGGUUAUUUUGAUUUAAUAUUCAACUUGCUAAAUGUAGAUAGUGCUUCAGUUCAAAAUUGUGUUUUGAAUAUAAUAUCAACAAUAACUAAAAAUAAUGAAUGUGUAACAGAUAUUGCAAAUUCAGGAGUAGUUGUUUAUUUGCUUAUUUGUCUUUAUUUGGUUCCAUCAGACAGAUUAAUAAUCUUGGAUAUUUUAAUAACUUUGUCUACAUCGUCUACAGUAGUGAAAGAUAUUUUAAAUAAAGGAGGAUACUUAUUUAUUGUUGAUUUGUUAUGUAAUGGUGAUAAUGAUUCAGGCUUAAGAGAUAGAAGUGCUAUACUUCUAAGUCGUUUAAUGACGGAAAAACUAAGUGGCCCAAGAUUACGUUUGGCAUUAGCUCAAAUUUUACCAUUAGCAAUUAUAGACACAAUGCGAGAUUUACCAUCAUCUACAGUACAUUUAUUAGACAAUGAUCAAGAAAAUCCUGAACUUGUGUGGAAUGAAAAAACAAGAAAAUUUAUUUUUGGAAGCAUCAAUAGGAUAUCAAAAGAACAUUACAUUAUAAUAAAAAAAAAUCCUAAAAGUGCUAUCAAACUACCAGAUACUAGUCUACUUGUAUCAUCACCAUCAAAUGAAACAAUUGUUGCUGGAGUGUAUCUAAGACUUUUUAAUAAUAAUCCAGGUUGGAAUGUAAGAAGACCUAAAGAAUUCUUAUCAGAACUUUUGGAUACUUGUAUAAGUUCAAUGACAAAAGAAAAAAAUGAUCAGUUGGAAAUCGUAACAACUUCAAUUGUGAAACUCUUGGAAGCACAACCACAUCUUAGUGACCAAAUUCCAGCAUUAGGCCAUAUUCCUAAACUUUGUUUUCAGUUAUCAUUAUUAUCGAAUCCCGAUGUUCCAAGAUCAGUUCUUAUGAUAUUACAUCAGCUUUCAUUAAAUGAGAUAUGUGUUGGAUGUAUAUCACAAAUUGAAUGCAUAGCUCCAAUAAAAAAAGCCAUGCAAGUUCAUUCCAAUUUAGUUUGUGUAUCAUCUGAAACCCUAAGUAGAAUGUUUGCUGCUAGAAAAGACUACCUCGUAAAACAAGCUUUAGAUGCAGAUUUAAUAACAUUUUUAGUUGGAUUAUUAGAUGGUAGGUUAGAUGGUAUUGAUGGGAAUACUAGAGCUAAAGCACAAAUAGUGAAAGCAUUAAAAACUAUGUCUAUGAAUAUAUCAUAUGGAAGUUUAGUACAAGCACAGUUAAAUAAACUUCCAGCUUGGUCAGCUUAUAAAGAUCAAAAUCAUGAUCUUUUCAUAUCUAAUUCUCCAUCUGUUCCUUAUUUGAUGGGAGUUCAAAGUACAGGUGGAUACUUAACAGAAGGGAGAUCCGACACAACGACAAGUAAUGUGCCUCCACCAUUGUUAAAAAGAGACUUCUCUCCUUAUUAAAUAACAUUAUUGAUACCAUAAAUUUUGUAUUUUUUAAAAUUAAGAA
This is a messenger RNA of Daktulosphaira vitifoliae (grape phylloxera), 6913 nucleotides long. RefSeq names its product dnaJ homolog subfamily C member 13 (gene Rme-8). Gene Ontology annotation, cellular component: endosome membrane. NCBI's taxonomy places the organism in Eukaryota, Metazoa, Arthropoda, Insecta, Hemiptera, Phylloxeridae. Gene Ontology annotation, biological process: receptor-mediated endocytosis; endosome organization; regulation of early endosome to late endosome transport. The record is from RefSeq and is a predicted model, not a curated record. The coding region runs from base 196 to 6867 and encodes 2223 amino acids. The transcript is spliced from 32 exons.